Molecule: messenger RNA, 1266 nt
Organism: Eruca vesicaria subsp. sativa (arugula)
Lineage: Eukaryota; Viridiplantae; Streptophyta; Magnoliopsida; Brassicales; Brassicaceae
Source: the annotation of a GenBank genome assembly
CUCUCUCUCUCUCUCUCGAAAGCUUCUAUCUUUACUUCUUGAUCUGAGCUUCUUGUUCUGAUUCUGAUCUAAAGUGAGUUUCUUUCUUCGAUGUUCUUAUUAAUUAUAAUCAUGUUUAUUCUCUAAUGGGUUUCUGAAAUUCGUGAUCUUUGUUUGAUUUUAUGAUAGAUCUCAUGGAUUGUUAUACGAGAAGGAACUUUGAAGAUCUUGUUGUACCUAAUUAUCAAGACACGUCAUCAGAGACGUACCAAUCUAAUAAUAUGUGGGGUGGAUGGAACAUGAACUCCCCUGAAGCUACUCAGAAAUGCUUCGAUUACAAUGGUUUUAAUGGAGAAGCGUUGUUGUAUACUCAGAUGGGUAUGAGGCCAACGAGUGAAGAAGAAGAAGAGUCUAAGAGAUCAAAGGCUUUUUACGGUGGUGCUCCUUCGCUUCAUGAUUUUGAAGGAAUCGAACAGAUGGAUGAUAUAUUCUUAAGUUCUAUCUUGGAGGAUGGUCCAGGGAGUGAUGGAGAUGCACAUCGUGCUUCUAGCAGUUAUAAUAGUGUUGGUUCUUCGUCUAUGUAUGGUGGUGGUGAAGUCCCCAUGUUCCAGUGUCAUGACAUGUCUUUAAAGGAGGAGGUUCCAUUUACAAUCUCGGAUAUGUCUGAAGAGAACAUGUUAGAUUCACACUAUGUGGAUGAUGAACUGUCUUCUGAAGUAGUUUUGCAGGAUCUACAGAGAGCUUCAGAAAAGUUAAAUGAUGUGACAAGAAAGUGUUUCCGAGAUACGUUUUACCGGCUUGCAAGAAACUCACAAGAGAAGUUGGAUUCAGACAGCACCAACUCACAAGAGUUCAACAUGCAUACCAACUCGGAAGAGUUCAACAUGCAAGCAUCAAGAUAUGAUUAUGGUGACAAUACCAGGUUGAGUAGAGAGGAAGAGAUUGAAUCAGAAACAAACUCAAUCGAUAGAGCUGUUGCAAACCUGACAUACAACAAGAUGGAAUCCAACAUAAGCAACUUUCCUCUACCAGAAAGAGUACAGUAGUAGCUUCUGCUGGUUCAAAAUCAACCAUUGUCGCCUCAUCAGCUUCUUGUUUGAAGACUUUUGUUUAUAUGUGUGUAUAUAGAUGACUCAAUGUUGCAAGCUUCAGUUUUGAUCUGUCUCAAAAGAAUCUGGUCUCUUUUUAAUUUCUUCAGUAAGGUUUUUACUAUACUAUUGUGUGACAAUGCUUAAUGGCCUAAAGACUCAGAUUUGUAUAAGAUCAUCAUGUUUUCAAUAACUCCGA